UUCUCACCGCGUUUGUUCCUUCAAUGUUGGCAGAGGGCCGGUGUCCUAGCAGAUAUUGGUAUAAUAACCCAAGCACUUCAAAUGGUGAGGUUUGUCUUGUUUAGCGCGUCCACUUCUUAAUUAUACUGUCAAGGAGAUUUAUACAAAAGAGGAACCAACACGAGUAAGCUAAUGUGCUAAGAUUGUAACUGGAAGUAUCAAGUUUGCGUACACGGGUAAUUUUGCAGAUUUAAUCCAACAAGAGGCGCUAGUUAGCUAACAUAGCCAGCUAAAUACUUCAUUUUGUUGUUACCGAGGCGGAGUUGCUUUUCAUAGCGAGCAACAUGCCGGAAUAUCUGGAGGACCCGUCUGUUCUCACCAAAGAUAAACUCAAGAGCGAGCUUUUGGCCAACAAUGUUGCUCUCCCAACCGGAGACCAGCGAAAGGACGUUUAUGUGCGUCUGUAUCUGAAAAACUUGACCGUGCAGAACAACAAGAUCCUAUCUACAGACGCCUUCUCCAGCGACGAGGAGUUGCAUGUCCCGGUAGUGUCAAACAAAAGUCGCUCGGGCAGGAAAGCCACGAGGAAAACAGACAAGCCUCGGCCAGAGGACCUGGAUGUGACUGAGCUGACCAGUGAGGGCCUGAAGGAUGAGUUACUCAAGUAUGGAAUCAACGUAGGACCCAUCGUGGCCUCAACCCGUGAGCUGUAUGAGAGAAGGCUCCAGAAGCUGUUGGACCAGGGUCCUCCUGAGACCAUGGCUUUACCGGUGGUCAUCACUCAGGUAGACAGCAACGGCAACUCUGACUCAGACCGCUACAGCGACAAGGAAGAAGAGGUGACUACAGGACCAGAGCCUGUCCCAGUCCCCAUGGUGGAGAGACCUGUCAGAAGCAGAGGGAAGACCCCAGUCACCACCAGGACCCGCAGCAGCCAACACAACCGGGUGGAGAAGAUAGCAGCUGGUGAGCAGACACCCAACAGGGUGGAUGAGAAGGAUAUCCUGAAGGAGAUGUUCCCCUACGAGACCAACACUCCAACAGGAAUCAACGCCACCUGUCGACGGCCCAUCCGAGGGGCAGCCGGCAGGCCCCUAAAGUCUGGUGACCUGUGGACAGAUGAGACCCUCCUGCGCUCCUCUCACUCUUCCUACACAGAGAGCCGCACCGCCACCGUCCACAGAGUCCCCACCCUACCCCCCUCUACCAGGCUGUUAACGUCAGUGGCACCCCCUGCUGGAAAGGCCAUAGCACCACCCCGUGGCCUGCCUGUCUGGCUGAAGCUGCUGCUCCUCGGCAUUGUAGCUGGCUUCAUAUUCUUCAUCUACCAGACCAUGGAGACCAACGCUAUGGCCCCCUUCGGAGGGUCCUCAGAUUCCACGCAGACCAGUGGUCGUGAGGUCCGCAAGUGAAGCCUGGAAGACAAGUGCUCUGGCAGUAUAAUGUUACUGCCACCACUUUCAUCGUUCCUAGCUUCCUUGGCAUUCUUGCUUUUGUUUUUUCUCCCCUGUUUCCGUCACUCAUAAUUGGUUAAAUGGUCUGGUACGGGAGCCUAAUCUGUAUCGACGCCUGCUGAAGACGACAAUGUCCAAAAUGAUAGAUUGAACGUUGAAGAUGACCACCACUUCUCAUUCUAAAAUGACAAUACUGUCUUCUGUUUGUUUCAGUCCGUCCUUUCCCCAUCUGUGAGGCUGAGAGAAAGCCAGUCGCACCAAUGAUCUCCAGAUAACGUACAUACACCGAAACAGUGGCUUCCAAAUGAUGUGAACUUGAACUAUGGUCUAUGUUUUAGUUUUACAUCUCUGCAUGGUGUAAUCGUAUGAUUGCAUUUGCCGGAGUCUGUGAAAGAGAAUUGCCUGUGUCUGUGUUUAACACGGUUUGCUUUUGUAAUGCUGUCAACAUAAUCUAAUGCAGUUCGAUGUAAUAUAAUGCAGUUAUUAGCAAAAAAAAAACAGUCAGGCAAAGACUGAAGGAAUUUCAACCAAUUGUAUUCAGUUAUUUCUUGAUCGAACCAUGUAUACAGCAGGUAUGUGUGUGUGAGACUGGGUUUCUUAAAACUCAUGCACACACAUAGCUCUUAUGUCUCUUUUUUAAUUGGAAUUGUCUGUGGAGCCUAAUUAGUCAUGUAUGUAGUCAUUGUAAUAAAUAAUGUAAUAUCCUCUCAAUAAAACUGUAAUAUGUAA
This is a messenger RNA of Oncorhynchus masou masou (cherry salmon), 2162 nucleotides long. RefSeq names its product lamina-associated polypeptide 2, isoforms beta/gamma-like. The record is from RefSeq and is a predicted model, not a curated record. NCBI's taxonomy places the organism in Eukaryota, Metazoa, Chordata, Actinopteri, Salmoniformes, Salmonidae. The transcript is spliced from 6 exons. The coding region runs from base 324 to 1391 and encodes 355 amino acids. Gene Ontology annotation, molecular function: DNA binding.